AUAAAAGAGAAAAAAAAAAUUGAAAAUUCAUAUCUUGAAAGACACUGUGACGAUAUUCAUCCCACUUGCAUUUUCAGCAACAUUCGAAGACGUUAGGAGGACCGACCGACCGACAAACCAGCAAACAGCCGACCUACAAACAAAGACCGGAAACGCAAUCAAUCAGCGGCCUACAUGUAUUCUUACUAAAAAGACUCCCUCCUCCCAGUCUAAUAUCCGGUGUUGUCUACCAUCCUCCCACUCAGGUCAUUUGUCCAAAAGAGCGCGUCUGCUCGUUUCCCCUUUUUACUGCCUUCUUUCUCCUGAUCUGUUCUCCCCUUUUCGUCGUCUUGUCCGAUGUGGCUCUUCCGCGCCCUCUCGUCGGGGAUCUUCCUGACCGUCACGGUCGCUUCCAUCCCCCUCGCCUUUGAUGUGGGUGGAAAGACAUGCGGUUUGGCCUACUCGCUCUCCCUCGCAACCUUUUAUUUCCUAUUUUCGCUCCUGCGACUUUCGACGCCCGAUCGUUCCUGGAUCCGCUCCUCUCUAGUCGUUAUCAUCAGCUCGACGCAGUGGCUCAUCAUUCCGAUCUUGCUUAUCUGGUCGCUCAACCGCUUCUCUAUCGAUAAUGACAACGCGGCUUCAUGGGUGGAACGGACAUUCACUGGGAAACGGGCUCACGACUCCUCCAUUCAGGAGUGGGUGUUUGGGCCGGAUGGCUUGGUGGAAUCGGUGACGAUUGGCAACUGGGACAAACUCUUGCGAUGGUCAACACCCGUCUUCCAGCUGGUGGAGGGCUUCUGCAGUUUAUUGGUCAUACAGGCUGCAGGGCAGAUCACUCGGUGGCUUGUGAAUCGCGGCGGGCGCAGUGACAGUUGGAUGAUUGGUCUCCUAGUAUUGUCCGCCUCAAUCAUAUCCAGCUCCGUCUACUUCCUAUGGCGCGUGCUACAGUUUCCGGAGAUCUCGAAUGUGGAUGCGGCUUUGAUCGGUGUCGCCAUAACAUGCGCGGUCAUCUUGUGCGCCUGGGGUAUCGGCAGCGGCCGGGGAAAUCCAGUGGAGAGUUCUUUGCUGUUUGCCUACAUUGUACUCUGUCUCUAUCAGAUCUUUACCGACUAUAAACCCUCUCAUCCCCUGGAGCAACCGCCUUCCGCUCCUCAAGCUGGAGACUUCCCUCCUCUACCUCCGAUCAUCAUGGAAUCGUACACUACCUUGAUGCAUGCCCUGUCAACCCUGCCGUCGAUUAUUCACGCCGCGUUCAAUGUCAUCACAGCAGUCUUUGGCGCAGUGACCCCCUCCGUGUUGGUCUCUCUCACCUACCGGAUCCUGGUCCUGUACGCGUCUACUCGAAUUAUCCCCGCCGUGCGCGAGGCUGGCGCCCGUGCCUUAUCGCAAGAAGCGUCGUUGGAUGAUUCUGAUGCCGCCGGUCAAUUCCUCGGGUUCCUCAGCUACUUCUCACCUUCGAUUCUUAUUGCUGUGUACACCAGCCUCUUGAUGCAGCAUUUUGCGUCAACAUCGCAAGCUAUGGGUGGAAGUGGGGAGUGGUGGAGCAGCCAAGGCGGUGGCGGCGGAAACCUCUGGCGCUGGAUCAACCUCGCGUGCACAAUGGGCUUGUACGCCGUCGAGCUUUAUCUGGGGGAAACUGAUGAUCUGGAUGCUGGCCUCGCUGGUCACUGGAAGACCGACUGAGAGGCGCCGUUCGCUUCACAACCCCACACUAAUUAUAUCAGCCAUGCGAACACUGGUGGUACAUAAUCCCUGCACCAUCCUGCACAAGUCAGUCUGCCUCAGAGGAUAUUUCUCGGCGCAUUCCAUCAAGCCAGUG
Messenger RNA from Aspergillus saccharolyticus JOP 1030-1, 1798 nucleotides. Its product is annotated as ICE2 family protein. Gene Ontology annotation, biological process: endoplasmic reticulum inheritance; septin ring assembly. Gene Ontology annotation, cellular component: cortical endoplasmic reticulum; perinuclear endoplasmic reticulum; endoplasmic reticulum membrane. The record is from RefSeq and is a predicted model, not a curated record. The transcript has 2 exons. NCBI's taxonomy places the organism in Eukaryota, Fungi, Ascomycota, Eurotiomycetes, Eurotiales, Aspergillaceae. The coding region runs from base 337 to 1662 and encodes 441 amino acids.